UUUGACAUUUUUAAAAGACAUUUGAUUACACAAUUGCUCACACGAUAAAUGAAUCCGUUUUUUAUUAGUAAUUUUAUCCACUAGAACUCUCGUCAACUGUCGCGUCUUUCGUCAGUUAUUUUUGUGUACACAUUUCAGUAAAUUACGCGCUUAGAUAUAGUAAUCUCUGAGAACGUCAACCAAAAAUCUCCACUCAUCUCGCUUCUGUCCCAUAUUCAAUUGGCAAUUCUGUUUAAAUUAUACCCUUAUGUCAACAAGCCGGGGAGAAAUAUAUAAACUUCUCACCUUAUGGUGUAUUCAGAACCGCUACUCAAGAUGGUUUACCAAGUUCGUUGGUGGGGAACCUUSUUCGUAUUGGUUUCUUGCGUGGAGUUCAUAGCAUUGGCAAGAAGCAUUUCUGUAUUCAACAAUCAAGGAGUCAUCAAAAAGGCACGAUGUAUUGCCAACUGUCUUACGAUGAUUUCCAAUGCCGGUUCGCCUGAUCCUGGUUGUCAUGGUACCAACUGUAGUCAAUGCGUCAAUGCAUGUGAUAUGAUAUCCAAGACUCUAGAUGAUUGCAAAGCAUCUUGUGCUAACUCGACGUGGUGUAACACAAGUUGCCAAUACAUUCAAACCACCGUCAAGAACUGGAAAGACAUUUACAAUGGAGGCGGGACUUCCAUUCCAAAACCAGCUACUCCCAUAGCAACAGUCAGGAAUGUGACGUCAUUAACGUUGUCGUGGAAACCUGGCAUUKUAAACGUUAGCGGCAGUGUGGUUUAUUUGCUGAAGAAGAAAUACGAGCAAAAAAGCGAUAAACGCACCGAUGAACUGACGGUGGUAUUCACCGAGCCAAAGGCAGUCAUAACAGUUCAAGAUGUCUGUAGAAACGUUAUAAACAGUAAAUGGUACCAUGAGCUGCAUUUCUACUUUACUGUUGUUGCCCUGACAGAAAAUAGUACGCUAGUAUCUGGGGAUAUAUCAAAGCCUAUAGGUAAUGUAUGAUAGUACGCUAGUACCCUGGGGAUAUAUCAAAGCCUAUGGGUGAUGUA
Exaiptasia diaphana is the source of this 1031-nucleotide messenger RNA. RefSeq lists its product as uncharacterized. The transcript is spliced from 5 exons. The coding region runs from base 289 to 984 and encodes 231 amino acids. The record is from RefSeq and is a predicted model, not a curated record. Lineage: Eukaryota; Metazoa; Cnidaria; Anthozoa; Actiniaria; Aiptasiidae.